AUCAGUGAGGUCGUCGCCACCGCAGUCGAAGCGGCGGACCGGACCAGCGCGAGUGGGUGUGAGGGGCUCGGAGUGACGGUGCCAGGAAAAGGACCACGGGUAUUCGCACACCAGCUCAAAUCAAAGCUGAGCUGCGUGACGAGGUAGGGAGUGCAGCGGGAGGUCGAUCCUCCGAUCGGGGAGCCUGAGGAAGGAGUUCGUCUGCAACUCUGUAAGACACCCCACCAGCCCCUCGCUGCUUUCCAAGCCCGUGCGGUUGUCUGGUAGGCCCGUGGGGUUGUCUGGCCCAGUCCUCGUGACUGUCUGACCUCCCGUGGGACUGCCCGGACCGGCCGAGGACCAGCCCCGCCGUGGACGGCAGGCGUUCCGCAGUAGCUGCAGGAUGACGUCACGUGCACGAUUGCUGGCGCUGGCGUGUCUUCUGCUGGCCGCGUCGAGAGUCGCGGCCGGCUGCGGCUUCCCCGGCUCGCCGGCGCACAGUUCGGUCACCUUCUCCACUGCAGUGGUGGAGGCCGGCACCACGGCCACUUACAGCUGUGACCGCGGCUUCGAGUUGCUGGGACCGGCGCGGCGCGUCUGCCAGGCUAACGGCACCUGGACGCCGGCAGGGAUACCCUUCUGCGUCAUCAACGUGGCAGCGGGGAAGGCGCCGAUGCAGUCUACCACCCACCAGGACGGCAUUCCCCAGAAGGCCGUGGACGGCAGCACCAGCGGACUGUUCAGCUCGCAGACGUGCACCAUGACCCAGCCGGAGGCGACGCCGCUGUGGUACGUCAACCUGCUGGAGCCCUUCAUGAUCCAGCUGGUGCGCAUCGACUUCGGACAGGCCUGCUGCGAGCACAACCUGCCAGCCACGGUGGUCGUCCGCGUCGGCAACAAUCGGCCCGACCUACUCACCAACCCCAUCUGCAAUCGGUACACAGGGGUUAUUGAGGAGGGCCGGCCGCUGUUCCUGCCUUGUAACCCACCGAUGCCGGGAGCGUUUGUGUCGGUCCACCUGGAGGGUCUCGGCCAGAAGAGGCUCUCCAUCUGUGAGACGUUCGUCUACACCGACCAGGCGCUGCCGGUGGAGCGGUGCCCGCAGUUCCGUGACCAGCCUCUGGGAGCCAGCGCCACCUACAACGGCCGCUGUUACUCGUUCUACAACCAGCAGCCGCGCAGCUUCGGGCGCGCCCAGGAGUUCUGCGCAGCCCGGGAGGGUACCCUGAUAGCGGAGACCAGCCCGGCGCUGCAGGGCUUCCUCAGCUGGGAGCUCUGGAGGCGGCACAGGAGUGAGCCGGAGGGCCAGUACUGGCUGGGCGCCGUGCGGGACCCGCACCGGCCCUCCAUCUGGACCUGGAUCACCGGCCAGCAGGUCACCGUCAGCUUCUGGAGCGUGCCCGAGCGGGUGGCGGCCGGCGACUGCGCGCGGAUGGACGCCACCAAGGACUGGCUGUGGUCGGCGGCCGACUGCCGACAGCGGCUCAACUUCGUCUGCCAGAACGAGCCGGUGACCUGCGGCCGGCCGGAGCAGCCGCCUGACUCUGUGAUGACCGGGACGGAGUUCGGUACGGGCGCCCGUGUCACCUACCGCUGUGAGCCCGGGCACCUGCUGGUGGGACCCGAGGAGCGCGAGUGUCUGCCGACGGGCUUCUACAGCGGCUACCCGCCCACCUGCAAACGUCUGCAGUGCGGUCUGCCGGCCGACAUAGAGCACGGCUCGUACCGGUUCCAGAACGGCAGCCGGGCGUACCUGUCCACCGUGGUGUACAGCUGCGAGCCGGGCUACACGCUGGUGGGACGCGCCGAGCUGAUCUGUGACGUGGACGAGCGGUGGAACGGGCCGCCGCCGCGCUGCCAGGCCAUUCGCUGCGGAGCGCCGCCCGCGAUCCUGAACGGCGGUUUCCGGAGUCUGAGCAACGCCACGACGGUGGGCUCCGUGGUCGAGUACCACUGCCUGGACGAGCGGUUUGAGCUGGUCGGACCGGCGCUGCUCCGCUGUGGCGCCAACGGACAGUACGACAGCGAGCCGCCCGUGUGCCGAGUGCCUGACGCCAGUUCGACCACCGCGGCCACGGCCGCGCCGUUUGACCUCUCAUUUCUGGACGAGGCGCUGGCAGCAUCGGCCUCGGAGAUUCACGAGGAGCACACCAUAGACCUGGGGGGUCUGCUGGAACUGCUGGGCACUGGGGCGGACCUGCUGGGGCCCGGGGGACACCCGGAACAGGCGGCUGGCGGAGCGGGGCCGGCUGGGGAGGAACAGGGAGACCACGGGGACCCCAGUCAGCCCGUACAGCAGCCGGACUCGGGGAUAGAGGCACGGAUAGACGAGAUUCCGCUCGGCCCGAGAGGGAACGCCACGGGCCCGGCCGACGCGGUGGCCACCACAGAGCGCGAGUACGCCAGUGAGACGGCAGCCGCUCACCUAGCGGCCGCCACCGACCUCUCGUUCGCCUACCAGCCGACAGAGGGCAGCAGCGCGCCGGCGUUCGACAUCUCCAUCCACUACCGGCCGGCGCCCAAGAGCGGCUCGUCGGCGCCCCCGCCGCUGCCGACCGACCCGCACCGCCGCGGCCGGCCGCUGCCCACCCGGCCCUCCCAGUUCACCCCGUGGAACAGCGCGGGCCACUCGGCGGCAACCUCUCGACCUGUCCUCUCAGGGGAUGACUGGUCAGAAAAGACGCCCGCCUGGUCCCCGAGACCACCGCGAGUGACCAUCUCGGUCUCCGACCUCCCGUCACGGCCCGGCGCCGGUGACCCGCCGACCAGGCCUGCGUUUGACCGCGACCGCCCGCGGCCGACCCCUGCCGUCACCCCCGGGGGCUUCUUCAGGGUGGCUGCUCCUGAGGAGCUCCCCAGACGGCCAGCGGAGUCCGCUGAGCCACCGCAGAGCGAUCCUUACCCCAGUCACCGGAGCCGCUACCGGCCGGUGACGAGUCGGGCUGACCUACCGGUACUGGCUGACGACGGACUGUACGGUCUCCGGAGACGGUUCAGACCCAUUUCACUCGCUGAUAUCGCAGCCUCCGAGUUCGCCGCCGGCGACCGGCAGGCGAAUCGGAGAAAGACGCUCCACUCGGAGGAGCUAGUGGUCACUGAGAGGACGCCCAUUGAGCGGGUGUCACCCGUGGAGCCGCGGCCUCCGGCCUCCCCUGAGCGGGUCCCUGAGAGGGCACCCAGCCGACCGCGAGGACCGGUCUCCGCUCCCACUGAGAGCGACCCAGAGACGGCGUCUAGCCGAGUGCCGGACGUGCAGUUCACGCUGAUGCCGCCGUCCUUCUGGCCGGACCUGCAGCCGGCCCAGUCGGACGGCUCACAGGCCGAGGGUGUCAGUCCGGCCCCGUUCCGCCCCGUCCGCCUGCCGCCGCCGGCUGACGGUGACGGAGCCGCGGAUCUCUCUGUGGACCCCGCGGUACAGUACGACUCGGAGGACGCCAAGUACAUUGAUACAGAGUCCAUCGACCGCAGCGUGCGCGCCGAUCUGGUCCCGCCCACGAUAGUCUGGGAGCCGGCGCGGACCUCCGUGCCGCCGUCCGAGCCGCCGCCGCCGCCCACCCAGCCACCACCACCACCGCAGACUCCCUCUCCUACGACCCCGUCCCUGCAGCCCACCCCGGCACCCACGCCCUCAGCCCCUCCGCGGCCCUCGCCCCCGGUCCCUGCGCGUCCCUCUGAGCCGCCGCCUGUCGCAGCAGCGGCGCCCACCAGCACGGGGCGCCCGGCGGUGCCCGGACCGGCGCCCACCGACGCCCGCGAGCCGGACGCCUACGACCGGCCCGAGGAGGGCCGUGAGCCGGACACGGUCAGCGUGCGCCAGAACUCGCGGCCCGGCGUCCGCCUGCCUGACGUCGGCGAGGACGAGAGGGAGCCGCGGGGAGCGACGGACGCCGCCACGCCGCGACUCAACCUCAGCGGGAUCAUCGCGCUGGGUGUGUUCGGAGGGUUCGUGUUCCUCACGGCCGUGCUCACUUCCAUCGUUAUCAUCGUCAGGAGGACGCAGCAGCGCUCCCGGCGGCGCUCGGGCACGCGGCGACACCACUAUAUCUCCUCCAGCUACUCGACUGACUCGGAGAGUCACGGCCUGAGUCGGCACUCGCGGCGCGGUGGCGGCGGCGGCUGGGCGCACGGCCGGCCGGCCGGCCGCCGCUCCAGCUCGCAGGGCUACCGGGACAGCGCCGAGGUGGCCGUGGCAGACGUGUCGCACAUGUUCCGCAGCGGCGGAGACAAGCGGCGGCACCAUCACCACCACCACCACCGUCACCAUCACCAUGGCGACGAGAGGCCCCGGCGGCACUGAGAGGGCGCCACCCGCGCGCCGCCUGGUGGCCAGAGCGUGAACCGCAGCCGCCCGGGCGCGAGGUGCGAUGGACUGGUAGGCGAUGGAAGGGCGUUACAAGCAUAGAAGACGGACAGCGCCUGAAUGUGCUGUGAGGCACCGAGUAAUUAGGACUGGCGAUGUGUGUUUUUCACGGUUUUACUUACUGAAAUUCUGUAGAUCAGCAUCAUGACCACGGAGGACCUCGAAACCUCCCAAUCCCUCCCCCCCCAAAAAAAACGAACCAAUUUCUGGUAUUGGAAAUAAGAACCGAGACUGGAGAGGCUAGUCCGACUUGCACAUCACAGGCAGACAAAGAGUGCGCUGUGCCAAUUAGUAAGGAAACAUCAAACCUAGGCUUGUACCAAAGCUAGACUAGAAGGCCGGUAAAACAAGCAAACUAGUUCCUUAGACGCACAGACCAAUUUCAUACAUAAUCCCGACUUAGGCUUCGCGGUUUUGUACUCGUAGAGCGAUAAGUAAAGUCAAUUCAGAUCAAACCACCGUAUAGCGUCACAUGCACAACUAACCAGAGUAUUUGUCGAGCCUGCGUACCGGGCCUGCUCCACUGCGCUCAGUUCCCCAGCGCGGUAUUUUUAUGGCCGAGACAGCGGGGAACCACACUGCGAUAAGCCCGCUCCGGAGGAUAUCCCUCGGCAUUCUCGGCGUCUGACGAGCGGGAGACGUCACUGGUUGACGUGUUUUAUGACGUCAUUGACUGACGUGUUUGUGGGACGUACGUCAGACGUGAUGGUUCCUUGACCACGUACCCAGAACUGACGCGAUUUGUAGUUUUUAGUGUAAAUAAGUGUGUUAUAUCGAUGUUCUCAAUGCAUAUCGUGAUUGCUUAUCUUGAUCGUGAUUGCUUAUAUUGUUGCUAUGAAUGCGUGCGGUAUUUAUUAGCGAUCAGUGUUGGUUAUUCGUAUGCCUGGAUGUUGAGAUAAACGAUCAAAUAAGCAUGAAUUGA
Amphibalanus amphitrite is the source of this 5261-nucleotide messenger RNA. RefSeq names its product CUB and sushi domain-containing protein 3-like. The record is from RefSeq and is a predicted model, not a curated record. The coding region runs from base 383 to 4276 and encodes 1297 amino acids. The transcript is spliced from 13 exons. NCBI's taxonomy places the organism in Eukaryota, Metazoa, Arthropoda, Thecostraca, Balanomorpha, Balanidae.